AAUACUACGUCAUUUCCAUUCCGCCACCUCCUCUUCAAGAUAGCAGAAAAGUUGUGAUGUUUUAAUGUGAAGCUCAAUAUGGCCUCAAUACUGUCUUACGUUCCCAUCGUGAACCGAAUGGUUCCAAACAACGGCCAAACCCAGACGAUUGACAUCCCACCUGUUGAGGUUUACAGUGUGGAGACGGCGCCUGAGAAACGACCGAGAACACUGAAGCAUUUACUGAGGGCAAACCAUGUGAACCACUCUAUCCUCUAUCACGGCUUAGAGUUUCAUAAUCACAUGCCGCAUAUUCUUGCCUCUGCUUAUAUUCUCGGCGCAGAUGUUGACCAUUUGCACAAAAUUUACGAUGCAGAAGCUCAAGAACUCGAGCCGUGGACACCAUCCCCGGCCGAAAUAACCCAGGAUGACUGGAAAGACUUCCUCGGAGAUCCCAACUACCAACGUGCCUACGUUGACUUCUUCGAAGAUGCUCUGGUAUUGAGACACAACUAUCAGUGGAAAGGCGUCGUGGAGGAAUAUUUGUAUGAAGGAAAGGAACCGCUAGUGAACGGUCUUUUCGGAGGCCUUGGCCAUUCUCUCCUCCACCUAGCGUAUGCUUUUGAGGUGGAUAGCCGCGAAAUUGCCAUGGAGGCUCUCGGUAUGACCGCCACGCAGUAUAAUUUCCUUCAUAAAUACAUUGACAACCCCUCGUAUUCGAAACCCUCUUCGAUCAAGGCAUCUUCGCCACUGGAACUAUUGCACAAAUUGGCAGACGACAAUCGUCUAAACGGAGUCUUCAAGAGCUCUGGAGCUGAGAAUAUAGAGCCAUUAUUCAACAACCAUGAGGACAUUGUACUGGAGUACUGGAACGCGUGGAGUCUCGAUGACCCGGUGAAAGAUUUCCAACUGUCUCAGGAGGCAGCGGUUGCCGUCGUGAUUGCGACAGUCCCAAACGGCACUCACUCGUACAAUUUCUUCCUGUGCCAUAUACUUACGACGAGUCACGCUGUCAGAAUUCUGCUCCCACUCAUCCCACACGAGCAUCGUAUCAACCUAGUUAGACAAUGGUGGCUAUUUGCGAUAGCUGUCUACAUCGCUAUACUUCGUCCGAAAAUCGAUCCUGACUAUAUCGGAGACGGUGGCCAGACGCAAUGGGAUUAUGUGGAAGAGAAGGCAUUGAAUGGUUCAUUUGCCACCGACUCUCACUUCGUCAAAGUUGUCCGUGCUAUCAAGGAAGCAGCCAUGACUUGGGGAGACGUACAUAAUCGGUACCUGAAUUCCGCGAUACGAUUUGUUGACGAUUUCCAAGGCUGGGUGUUUACUUAAAAAGAAACAGACGGUCAAUGCCUCCAAAAGUUGUAGUUUCCGACUUUAUGAAUUAUGACAUAAGGUAACUCACAAGUGAACGAUCUCUUGAAGAAUGGAUGCGAUGGGUGCGAUGUAUACUAAUUCGGAGUUUUCAUAUGUGGCGCUUGAGGAUUGUGUGACAGAAUGACAAAAUGACUGGGAAAAGGAUAAGAAUGGAAAAUUGUAAAUUGCUGGAUUGAACAUCAAUAACAAAACAAUAACUAUCAACUAUUGCUUUGAUAUAAU
This is a messenger RNA of Annulohypoxylon maeteangense, 1575 nucleotides long. RefSeq lists its product as uncharacterized. Gene Ontology annotation, molecular function: oxidoreductase activity. Bases 79 to 1308 code for a protein of 409 amino acids. The record is from RefSeq and is a predicted model, not a curated record. The transcript has 3 exons. NCBI's taxonomy places the organism in Eukaryota, Fungi, Ascomycota, Sordariomycetes, Xylariales, Hypoxylaceae.